CACCUCUGAAGUGGGCACCACUGAGACUCAGUCAGGGGCCCCCGGAGACUGAGCGGCACCUUGGGCUUGGGGCUAGGACACCAUGAACCCCAACAGGGACCCGCAGGACAGUCCUGAGGUUGAAUCGGGGAGAAUGGGAUGGGCGCCUCAGGCUGAAGAAGCUUUGAAAGACACUUCCCUCUACUUCUCCAGGGAGGAGUGGGCAAAGGUGGGAGACUGGGAGAAAGGCAGGUACUGGAAUGUGAAGAGGAACUCUGAGGCGCUCACCAGCCUAGGUCUCAGGGCCCCCCAAGCAGCUUUCCUGUGUCACCACAGCAGGCAGGCCACUGAGCUCCAGGAGGAGGACCCUGAGAACUCGGAUGAAGAAUGGGCUCCAAGGCAGCCAGUGAAACCUUCCUGGGUGGCCUUCAGAAGGGCACAGAGUAAACACCAGAAGGCAACAUCCAGGGUGCCAUUAAGCAAUGAAGACAGUUUGAAGGAAUUGUCAGGAACAGCGAAUUCAAUGACUGCAAGUGACUCAGAGAAUGGCCAGAAACCAGUGUCCCCUCCUGGAGAAGCGUGUGCCUUUGGAAAGCACACUAGACAAAAAUCAAAACUCAGGAGAAAGGAGAUGGACAUGAAGAUGUAUAGCCUACGAGAAAGACAGGACUGUGUGUACCAAGAGGUUGAGCCCCAGGAUGAUGACUACCUUUAUUGUGAGAAGUGUCAGAACUUCUUCAUCAACAGCUGUGUGGUGCAUGGACCCCCUACAUUUGUAAAGGACAGUGCAGUGGACACUGGGCAUCCCUACCGCUCAGCCCUCACUCUGCCCCCUGGAUUGAGAAUUGGGCCAUCGGGCAUCCCUGAGGCUGGGCUUGGAGUGUGGAAUGAGGCAGCUGAUUUGCCUGUGGGUCUGCACUUUGGCCCUUAUGAAGGACACAUCACAGAAGAUGAAGAGGCAGCCAAGAGCAGAUACUCCUGGCUGAUCACCAAAGGGAGAAACUGCUAUGAGUAUGUGGAUGGAAAGGACAGAUCCUGGGCCAACUGGAUGAGGUAUGUGAACUGUGCCCGGAAUGAUGAAGAGCAGAACCUGGUGGCCUUUCAAUACCACAGGCAGAUUUUCUACCGAACGUGCCGUGUCAUCAGGCCAGGCUGUGAGCUGCUGGUCUGGUGUGGGGACGAGUAUGGCCAGGAGCUGGGCAGCAAGUGGGGCAGCAAGUGGAAGAGAGAACUCACAGCCGGAAGAGCAGAACAAAAGCCAGAGGUGCACCCAUGUCCCUCCUGCUCUCUGGCCUUCUCCAGUCAGAAAUUCCUCAGCCAUCACGUGAAACUCAGUCAUCCCUCUCAGAUUCUCCUGGGAACAUCUGCAAGAAGACCCCUCCAAGCAGAGGAACCCUGUCCAGAGGAUCAGAGUCAGCAGCAGCAACAUACUAGUACACAGAGCUGGAAUGAUAAAGCUGGAGGUCAAGAGGUCAAAGAAAGUUCCAAACCUUUGCUUAAAAGGAUCAGUCAGAGGAGAAUCUCAAAACCCUUUUUCCAACUUUCCAGAGAAGAAGUGAGCUCUAGUGAGCAUGAGACAAUGACGGAGGAAGAGCCCCACAGAGGCCAGAAAGAAAAUCCAGAGGACACAGGGUCAGCAUUUCCUGGUGCACAGCAUACAGGUUCCACAUCAGUCCAUAGUGGGUGUGAGUCUCAGCCUGCCUCUUACUCUGCACAAUGGAAAUGGGAACUCCAGCCUUUUGGUUUGACAUUCAAAUUUGAGUGAGCACAGACAGACUCUGGCAAGAGGAUCGCUGAGAUCACAAGUCCUGCUGAACAGUCUUCAGUGCCCAUGUCUUCCUGGUCUUUAGCGCUGCACAAAGGAAGAUAAGGACAGGGUAGGGGUCUGUACCCAAAUUCAGAAUUUGAGUGGACCCCACUGCUUUCCCCACAUAGACUCAGCUGCCCUCAGAAGGAAGCAUGAGAUUGGGGAUGUGCCUCCCUCCAGGUCACCACCCUCCCACUAACCCUGUGCAUCCUCAGAGUCUCCUCAGCACAGGCAGGUGGUACUGAGAGUGACAUGUGAAACAAUACCCUCAACCUCCCCUUGCUGAGAACUGACACUGAAAACAGCAUCUGCCUGCACUGGUGUGUUAGGAUAAAUGAGAAGCCAAGGCAGGGAGGACAAGGAAGACGUGUCUCACCCAGUCACCAGUUCUGAACCUGGUUUAAUUCUAAAUUUAAUUUAGAAUUUAAUUAUUGCCAGAUGUUCCAAAAUGACAAGAUGCUCCAUGCUGACAGGUUGAAAUUCUAGGUAUUGUUUCCACUAUCUGGCAAAGAAAGGCUUUCAAAGUUUAUUCAUCCCAAGUCCUCGAAGAUGGGAAGGGAUUCACAGCAGUCAAGUAAAGGACCCAUAAAACAAAUCUGGCUAAUAGCCUUCCUCUGUCUACUAUCUAUUUUAUGAGAGGGUCCCUAGUGCUUACAGAAAGAGCCUGUUGGUAACUUUGGGUAUCUGUCUCAACUUUAACUGUCUCCUGUCCUGUAUCUGUUUUACAAGAUGGCCAAUUGGGGUCUGAAGCAAGAUAAGGAUUCAGGCUAACGACCCCCACACACAUACCUAAGUCUGGGUAGUCACAUCCCUUAUGGAAGCUGGCACCAUUUUACCCAUCAAUCAACAUGUAACUUCUUCACCCCCAUCCCACCAACUAUGUAAGUCCUCAGGACAAAGGGCCUGGUGCUCUUGCCACCCUCACAAACUUGCCUUUCACCCUCACCUCAGCAAGACCUGUCCUCUUCCAUGAGAAUGUAUCACUAAUAAACCCUGCUUGCACGCUAAUACACUUGCUGAUCUGUAAUCCUUUACUGUAUUGGCAAGAAGAACCGACUUUCUCCUGUGACAGGUGCACCCAAUCUCCCUAUGGCAUUCAUGAAGCCCACAACACAGCAGCGUCUGUAAUGCACUCUCCUUGUACCCGUGCCCCACAGAGUUUAAUACACCACUGACACCAUCUCGAAAUUAUCACUUAUUGUAUCCUGAACUUGUUUGUGAAGUCUGAUGGAAUAAUAGACAUGCACAAUGUUGGUCAUUCCUGGCCACCCAUUCCCAGGUAAUGUCCACAAUGGCCUAGGAACACAAAAUUCCCAUGGACCCAAUGGCUAGGAGUCCAGCAAAACUCAAGCGGAGAACAGGGUAAGCACCUACAUCUGCAUAAGCAUAAGGAAGGGUGCUAACAGCUCCCAGAGGUCACACUUUUCUCACAACCAGAGCUAAGUUCAAUACACAGAAAUGUCAAAUGUUUAGUGAGGACAGCACCAUACCCUCUCCUGCAUGAGCGAGACCUAAGCAUAACCCACCCCAUUAUUGACUGAGUGGGUUCACCAAAGGGGGACACCCACACCCAUGACCUGGGAGGAUGAUCUUGCCACAGAUCACACAUUAACUGAGCAAAGGAGAGAGCAGUGAGACAGACUUCGCAGGCUAGAGCUCCAACAAGGGGAAUUAAAGCCUAAAAGCACCAAUUGGAAAAACUUUCAGGGUCAAGUUUGCUGGGAGAAGCUCCCAGGCUCACAGAGAGUUUGUUGGAGAGAACCACAGGGUCCUGCAGGGUGCACAAGCCCACACACCCAGGAGCUGGCACCAGGGGGGCCAAGUUUACUUGCGGGAAGCAUCAGAGGAGACCGAAAUCUGAGAACAAAUGCUAUUGCCCCUCUCUGACCCUGCCCCCACAUACAGCGUCACAAACCACUGACUGGGUUGCCCCACCCUGGUGAACACCUAAGGCUCCACUGCUCAUAUAUAACAGGUGCAAACAGACCAAAAAAUUAUGGCUCAAAUGUAAGAACAAAUUAAAUCCCCAGAGCCAAACUUCUAAGCAAUCAAGAGAUAGCCAACCUAUCAGAUGCACACUUCAAUACAAUUGGUGAUCAGGAUGCUCACAGAAGUGGUUGAUUUUUGUCACAAAUUAGAGGAACAAAUGAGGGCUAAAUUAAUUGAAAUGAAGAGACAUGCACAGGGAAACAAUAGUGAUGGAAAGGAGACUGGUACUCAAAUCAAUGGAGUGGACCAGAAGGAGGAAAAAAAUGACCAAACAGAAAAGAAUGAAGAAACAAGAAUUCAAAAAAAUGAGGAGAGGCUUAGGAACCUCCAAGACAUUCCUAAAUGUUCCAACAUCCAAAUUCUAUGGGUACCAGAAGAGGAAGAGGAACAGCCACAAGUGGAAAAUUUAUUUGAACAAAUAAUAAAGGAGAACUUCCCCAAUCUGGCAGAGGAAAUAGACUUCCAAGAAAUCCAGGAGGCUCAGAGAGUCCCAAAGAAGUUGGACCCAAGAAGGAACACACCAAGGUACAUCAUAAUUACAUUAGCCAAGAUUAAAAGGAAGGAGAGACUCCUAGAAGCAGCAAGAGAUAAGGGGACAGUCACCUACAAAGGACCUCCCAUCAGACUGCCAGCGGAUUUCUCAAAAGAGACCUACAGGCAAGAAGGGGCAGGAAAGAAGUAUUCCAAGUCAUGAAAUCCCAGGACCUACAUCCAAGAUUGCUCCAUCCAGCAAAGUUUUCAUUUAGAAUGGAAGGGCAGAUAAAGUGCUUCUCAGAUAAGGUCAAAUUCAAGGAGUUCAUCAUCACCAAGCCCUUAUGCUAUGAAAUGUUAAAGGGACUUAUAUAACUAAAAGAAGAUAAAAAAUUUGAACAGUGAAAGGACAGCAAACUCACAGUUAUUAACAACCACACCUAAAACAAAAGCAAACUAAAAGGACAGCUAGAUCAGGAGUGGAACUAUAGAAAUGGAGAUCACAUGGAGGGUCAGCAACAGGGGAGUGGGAGGAGGAGAAGGGGGGAGAAGGUACAGAGAAUAAGUAGCAUAGUAGCAUAGACAGUAAGAAGAAAAUAGGGGGACGGCAAGAAUAGUAUGGGAAAUACAGAAUCUAAAGAACUUGUGACACAUGGACAUAAAGGAAGGUGGGGGUGUGCAGGGUGGAGGAGAAUGAAGAAGGGGAAAUGGAACAACUGUAAUGGCAUAAUCAGAAUAUAUAUUUUAAACAUAAAUUUUUUGUUAGUCUAGUAUAGUUUCCCAAAUCCCUAAUUUUUCCCCUUCGCCUUCCCCCACCCAUCCCACCCCACACCCCCACCUUGUUUAGAAGCAUAUUAUAUACUUAGUAUAAUAGCAGCUAUUGCCUGUUUGGGUAGGAUUUUCAAUUAUUUUAAUUUUUCUAUAUAUUUUAAGUAAGCAGCCACAACAACAAAAAAGGCCAUCUCGGUUUGGGCUUAAAAAGUGCUACAGGAAAAUAUGGUAUCAUUUAAAAAUAAUAAUAAUCUAGUCUGUUGUGGUGACAACACCAGAGGCCUUUUCUUUGCUUGUCCAGCCUCAUCUUGUUCAGAAGGGCUCCUUUACCAGUUUUCACUUAUUCAUGUGCCAGUGCAGCUGAGCAAAGAGAAAAUGAAAGUCUAGAUGAGAAGUCAUGUAGAUGAGUGGAGAAGCCCUAAGCAGCACAGCAGGAGAGGGAGUUGUCCCAGGGCUGCCUCACUCUAGGGCCUCCUCACAGGCCAGAUGCUACGUAACUAAGAAGCAGCACUAUUGAGUUGAUAUACAGGGUGCUGCUUCAUAAUUCACCUGUAACAAUACUGAGCUUUUUAACAACGCUUCUGUACUCACAGCCAUUCUGUAUUAAAAUUAAGGUAUUUGCACUGAAGUUUCCUUCUUCACUACAUCCCAACCUUGUGUCUCCUCUUGGCAUUGACUUGGAGCCAACGACUAUAAGUUUAUAGAAAUGCACAUAGAUCCCACACACAAACCCCUAGACCCCAAAGCCAUACCCAAAGAGACCUCAGGUCUGAGACCCAUAGCCAAAUAGAUUCAAACCCAGGCCACAGACCUGGGGACAGGACUCAGAUGGGUAACCAAGACUCCACAGACUCCAGAGUUUGAGCUGGACAGUGAACUCUGAUUGCCAGAUGCCAGACACAGAAGCUGAACGCUAGUCAGGGCUUAUAAUCUUACUAGCAUUUCUAUAAAUGAC
Artibeus jamaicensis (Jamaican fruit-eating bat) is the source of this 5972-nucleotide messenger RNA. RefSeq names its product histone-lysine N-methyltransferase PRDM9-like. Gene Ontology annotation, cellular component: nucleus; transcription regulator complex; PcG protein complex. Gene Ontology annotation, biological process: regulation of transcription by RNA polymerase II; positive regulation of reciprocal meiotic recombination. Gene Ontology annotation, molecular function: RNA polymerase II cis-regulatory region sequence-specific DNA binding; protein binding; recombination hotspot binding. The record is from RefSeq and is a predicted model, not a curated record. The transcript is spliced from 12 exons. NCBI's taxonomy places the organism in Eukaryota, Metazoa, Chordata, Mammalia, Chiroptera, Phyllostomidae. Bases 83 to 1744 code for a protein of 553 amino acids.